AAAAAUUGUGUAUAUGUUUUUGAGUAUAUUGAUGGGACUGUAGAUGGGUUCUCUUGAAAGUGGUAUUUCCUCUAAGAAAGAUUCAUAUUUGCUUCGUUCUUCAUCGGCAACAAGCAGGAAUGAGAGAUAUUUGUUUGGUCAAAGACCGAGAUCGAGAUUUGCAAGAUUCGUGUUGUUCAAGAAAAUUGAUUAUCUACAAUGGAUUUGUACAGUGGCUGUGUUCUUAUUCUUUGUAGUUCUUUUUCAAAUGUUUUUGCCUGGUUCAGUGAUGGAAAAAUCUGGGAAUUCCCUGAAGGAAAGUCAGAUAAUUUCUGGGGAUUUGACCCUUCUGAGAGAGAUUGGUGGGUUGGAUUAUGGGGAUAAUAUAAAGUUUGAGCCCUCUAAGCUUUUGGCUAAAUUUCAAAAAGAGGUCAAUGGGUCAUCUGCUUCAAGGAGAGGAGUGAGAUUUGGGUAUAGAAAACCCAAGCUUGCUUUGGUUUUUCCAGAUAUGUUGGUUGAUCCACAGCAGAUACUAAUGGUUACGGUUGCAGCUGCUUUGCAAGGCAUCGGAUAUGAAAUUGAGGUCUACUCACUUGAAGAUGGUCCUGUGCGCACUGUUUGGAAAAAUCUCAAACUUACAGUCAAUAUCAUUGAAACGAUUGAGAAUAGGACGAUGACUGUAGACUGGCUAAAGUAUGUUUGGAUGUUCAAUUGGCCAUAUAUCAUGUAUCUCCAAUUAUGAUUAAUAAUUCAACUGGUGGAAUGUUAACUGGUUGAAGACCAUCCUGUUGCUGCUUGAGCAAACAACAAUCAUUUCAUUUUGUUUCUUUGCAUUGGCUAUCCUCAUGGUCCUUAAAUCAAUCACUUGCUGUUUUUGUUUUGCUUCAUUAUGACUGGGGCCAUCAGUAAAUGCUGUAUGGUGGUCCGAAUAGAAACCAUACUCUUUACCAAAAUAUUUUAGCGCUAUUGGGACUUUUCUUAUUUUGAAUCCUUUCCAAGCAAUCAUAUUUAAUUGUAUAAAAUGUUCCACAGAUAUUAAACCUCUACACUUUCAGAUAUGUCCCUAGUGUGUGUCUGGGUGUGUGUGUGUGUAAUGUGGUUUUUCUUGCUCAAAUAUUAGCAAUUCAGCAAAACUAUGAAUUGAGGUAUUUUCCCUUAUAACUCUAUAUCCCUUUUUGUAGCUAUGAUGGCGUAAUUGUGAACUCUUUUGAAGCCAUGGGAGUCUUAU
Molecule: messenger RNA, 1207 nt
Organism: Ilex paraguariensis (yerba mate)
Lineage: Eukaryota; Viridiplantae; Streptophyta; Magnoliopsida; Aquifoliales; Aquifoliaceae
Source: the annotation of a GenBank genome assembly